CUUCCAAGCACUGCAGAACCGUUUUGGCGCUUGCUUUGCUUUGCUCUGCUCUGCUGUAGUAACCAGAACACGCACCGCGAAAACAGGCGCCGUGUUUCCUUCUUGUCCUCGACACAGGCACAGGCAGGGAAAGUCGCGCGAUCGAUGGAGGCGGAGGCGGAGGCGGAGGCGGCGUCGUCGGGACGGUGGUGCACGUGGAACCUCGCGGCGGUGGCCGCGGUGGGUGCGUGUCUGCUCCUGAUGCACGUGGCGGCGCGGGUGGCGGACGCGCUCUGGUGGCGCCCGCACCGGCUGGAGGCGCACUUCGCGCGACAGGGCGUGCGCGGGCCGCCGUACCGCUUCCUCCUGGGCUGCGUGAGGGAGAUGGUCGCGCUCAUGGCGGAGGCCACCGCGAAGCCCAUGUCGCCGCCGGACUCGCACGACGCGCUCCCGCGGGUGCUCGGGUUCUACCACUACUGGAGGAAGAUCUACGGACCGAUGUUCUUGAUAUGGUUCGGGCCGACGCCGCGGCUCACGGUGGCGGACCCGGAGCUGGUCAGCGAGGUCCUCCUCACACGCGCUGACGCGUUCGACCGCUACGAGGCGCACCCCGUCGUCCGGAAGCUCGAGGGAGACGGCCUCGUCAGUCUCCACGACGACAAGUGGGCGCUCCACCGCCGCGUCCUCACCCCGGCCUUCUACCCCGACAACCUCAACCGGCUGGCACCGCACGUCGCCAGGUCGGUGGUGGCGCUGGCGGAGAGGUGGCGGGCCAUGGCCUCCGCCGCGGGAGGCGAGGUGGAGGUGGACGUCGCGGAGUGGUACCAGGCCGUCGCCGAGGAGGCCAUCACGCGCGCUACGUUCGGCAGCAGCUACGACUCCGGCCGCGUCGUGUUCCGCAUGCAGGCGCGCCUCAUGGCCUUCGCCUCCGAGGCCUUCCGCAAGGUCUUCGUCCCUGGGUACAGGUUCUUGCCGACCAAGAAGAACCGGCUGCAGUGGAGCCUGGACAGGGAGAUCAGGCGGGGACUCGUCACGCUCAUCGGCCACCGCAGCGACGAGGCCGCGCAAGACGAUGACUCGGAGCUGAACGACAAGGGAAGCAGCAACGGCUUCCGGGACCUGCUGGGGCUCAUGAUCAAUGCCAGCGACAAGAAGGAGGAGAAGAAGCAGGAGGAGGCGCGGGCGAUGCCCGUGGAGGACAUGCUGGAGGAGUGCAAGACGUUCUUCUUCGCCGGCAAGCAGACGACCACCAACCUGCUCACCUGGGCCACAGUGCUCCUGGCCAUGCACCCGGACUGGCAGGAGCGUGCUCGCCAGGAAGUCCUCGCCGUGUGCGGCGCCGACGAGCUCCCGUCCAAGGAGCACCUCCCCAAGCUCAAAACGCUGGGGAUGAUCCUGAACGAGACGCUCCGCCUGUACCCGCCGGCGGUGGCCACGAUCCGCCGCGCGAAGCGCGACGUGACGCUCGGCGGCGUGUCCAUCCCGCGGGACACCGAGCUGCUGAUCCCGAUCAUGGCGAUGCACCACGACGGCGCGCUCUGGGGCCCCGACGCCACGCAGUUCAACCCCGCCCGGUUCGGCGGCGGCGCGGCCAAGGCGGCGGCCCACCCGCUGGCGUUCAUCCCCUUCGGGCUCGGCCCGCGGAUGUGCAUCGGGCAGAACCUGGCGCUGCUCGAGGCGAAGCUCACGCUGGCGGUCGUGCUCCAGCGGUUCCGGCUCGCACGGUCGCCCAGCUACGUGCACGCGCCGACGGUCCUGAUGCUGCUCUACCCGCAGUACGGCGCGCCGGUGAUCUUUCGGCCGGUGUCGUCGCAGCUAUCCGUUUCAGACCGGACGGAGACGACGAGACCACCACGGCACUGAUGUGAUCGAUAUCCAUACGUCCGCUAGUGAAUACUAGUGUGCUAGGGAACGAAUAGAAGACGCAAUGAAACCAGUAAAAGAAAAGCUUGUGUUGUCCUGUCGUGGCAGGGCCGGUGGCGGUGAGCGGGCCCGGACCUCCCUGCUUUCUGGGGCCGGCCGGUCGGGUCAGUUGCCGGAAAUGCCCCCGUGGUAGACUAGUAGACUGUAGACCGGAGCAGAGUUUUGGACUUGACGAUGGCGUGGAAGAACACCAAGAAAUCAACCCCACAUCUGCUGUCGUGUCGGGUCGGGUCGGUUCCAUCUGCGGCUACUACCUGCGUCCAGCUAUGCAUAUGUACGUGUACAGGUUUAUUUAUUUACAUACAACAGUUUUGGCAGUAUAGAUGGGAUUGAUUGG
Molecule: messenger RNA, 2239 nt
Organism: Zea mays
Lineage: Eukaryota; Viridiplantae; Streptophyta; Magnoliopsida; Poales; Poaceae
Exons: 5
Coding region: 145-1842 (565 amino acids)
Biological process (GO): brassinosteroid metabolic process; brassinosteroid homeostasis
Molecular function (GO): monooxygenase activity; iron ion binding; oxidoreductase activity, acting on paired donors, with incorporation or reduction of molecular oxygen
Source: RefSeq, marked provisional